AUGACCAAAGAAUUGCAGCUUCUAAAGCAGACACUCAAAUCCCAUCCUAAUGAUGAUCGAAUAAACAGCAUUCAGAGUCCAUCAGAUAGGACGACAUCGCCCCAAGGCAUCAUCGGACAAAAUCCACAGCUGUACCAGGAAGUUGAAGGACACGAUUCUGAAGCUCCCUUUGGCCUGUCCGAGCAAGACGCAUCUUCUCGAUCUCUCCCCAGUGCAGAGUUGGGCAAUUGCUUUUUUGACAAGGCAGAGGUGUUAGAGUUAUUCCGACUCUUUCACAAGUCGUUUCAUCCUCAUGUCCCCAUCAUAGACACGACUCUGCCAAUUCAGACAAUUAAAGAAACGAGUCCUUUCCUCUUUUGGACUAUCAUCUUUCUCGCCAGCAGGUAUACCAAAGACCACGUUCACAAGGCCAACCUGCUUGUUGAAGCAUAUUCCGACCUCGUGAACCAGACAAUAGUGAAGAUACCGCUCUCCUUCUACACAGUCCAGGCUUUAUUGUGCCUUUGUACGUGGCCAUUGCCCGUCAUGCGCCAGCAGCAGGAUCCCAGCUCCAUGUACUCCGUGAUAGCAGUGCACGCGGCCUCACAGCUGAGUUUGCCGCUUGCUGCCGAUGCUUCUUCGCGCGCAUUGGCCAGUCUUCCAACAUCCGUUCGCCAUGGAAUGGUAAAAACUUGGCUUGAAUGUUUCAUUAGAAGCACGACGCUCGCACUCAUGAAUGGGUUACCUCCUCCAUUGAGAUCUCCAAAUGACCUCCGGACCGUCACGGGCAUGAUCAAGUUAGACAGCCUGCCCACUAAAUUAAUGGUCGAGGCUGAAAUCCUGAGGUGCUUAACGAAGCACUACGAUUCUCUCGUCGGAGAGAUGGACAGUUUCGUACGAGACACUAUCGUUCAACUAUGUGUUGAAGAGCUUGAUAGCAUCACUUCUCGACUACAGUGUUCUUUCGAUGCGUAUCUGAGCUUUAGUUUCUGGAUGGCAAAACUCCACAUAUACGCUCUGGCAUUGGUGAAAGAGACCCAACAGUUGAAGGACAAACGGUAUUUUGAGCCUGACACCCUCUGCUCAAAACUACAACAAUUAGCCAUGACAACGGCAUACCGCAUCAUUGAUAUAUACUGCAACGAGCUUGGAACUCAGACAUGCGAGACUUUCGACAUGAGCCUGGUGAACCAACACAUUGCUCUCCCCAAAAGCUACUUCUUUGGAGUCAUGGUCGCGACAUUUUUGUUGAUCAAAUAUUCCGUUCUCAACAAAUCCCUCUCGGAUGAGAGGAAAACAGAGUCUCGUCGCAAAAUCCAGAUGGUACACACCAAACUCCAGGAGUACUCUUCUCACCAAUACACGGAACCAGGUCGAGCCGCUUCCGUUAUUGAAGUGCUGUGCCGAGGCACUCCGGAAACGAUUGAGCUCGGAGCAGAGAUCGAGGUCGAUGGCGGCGCUUCAAUUGCAUUGAAUGCUCUCAUAGCUGCGGCAAACCUUCGAGGGAGACGCAACUUGAAAUCGCACCUGCUACAAAGCCUAAAUCCUGUCUCACCACCAUCGACGUCAAACAAGUCGCCUCUGACAACCAAUGAAGCCGACCACGGAGCCCAAGCCAAUGCGCUAAUUGAGAUGCUCGAAGAGACUCCCUCUAUUCCGUCUGACGUGUGGAAUCAGUCAUUCAUGGAAAUGCUGGAUUUCAACAAUCCUAAUCUCUAUUUUGGGGUUGAGGACGAUACCUUCGUUGCACCUGAUUGA
Messenger RNA from Exophiala spinifera, 1737 nucleotides. RefSeq lists its product as uncharacterized. Bases 1 to 1737 code for a protein of 578 amino acids. The transcript has 3 exons. Gene Ontology annotation, molecular function: zinc ion binding; DNA-binding transcription factor activity, RNA polymerase II-specific; transcription cis-regulatory region binding. The record is from RefSeq and is a predicted model, not a curated record. Lineage: Eukaryota; Fungi; Ascomycota; Eurotiomycetes; Chaetothyriales; Herpotrichiellaceae. Gene Ontology annotation, biological process: DNA-templated transcription; regulation of DNA-templated transcription. Gene Ontology annotation, cellular component: nucleus.